Messenger RNA from Sapajus apella (tufted capuchin), 4105 nucleotides. It is a transcript of the gene EFCAB11, whose product is annotated as EF-hand calcium binding domain 11. The transcript has 6 exons. The record is from RefSeq and is a predicted model, not a curated record. NCBI's taxonomy places the organism in Eukaryota, Metazoa, Chordata, Mammalia, Primates, Cebidae. Gene Ontology annotation, molecular function: calcium ion binding. Bases 95 to 670 code for a protein of 191 amino acids. Gene Ontology annotation, cellular component: cytoplasm.
GAGCCGCGGUGGGCGUGGCCGUGGUAGGCUGCAAGCUAGGCUAGGGCAGCGUGGCGGGUGGUUGUGUUGCUCUGGUUCGGUUGUUGCUGUUGCGAUGUUCUUCUCCGAGGCUGUGGCCAGGUCGCGGACGUGGGAAACCAGUCCCUCGGAACACAAGAUGUGGGUGAAAGUAUUUAAAGCAUGUGAUGAAGAUCACAAAGGAUAUCUCAGCAGAGAGGACUUUAAAGUUGCUGUUGUAAUGCUGUUUGGGUAUAAGCCCUCCAAGAUAGAAGUGGAUUCUGUGAUGUCUUCAAUAAAUCCAAAUACUUCUGGUAUAUUACUUGAGGAGUUUUUAAAUAUUGUAAAGAAGAAGAAGGAAGCUCAACGAUAUCGGAAUGAAGUAAGACACAUCUUCACAGCCUUUGACACGUACUAUCGUGGAUUUUUAACUUUGGAAGAUUUCAAAAAAGCAUUUAGGCAGGUGGCUCCCAAAUUACCGGAAAGGACUGUUCUCGAGGUAUUCAGGCCAGGCUCCUGGGAAACAGACUCACAGAUGGAGAUUGAGGCCACUGGAACUUGUCCUCCUGUGUUGAUCAGACCUUGGAUGUGGGCUGCUCCCCAGGGGAGGGGCAUAACCUCGAACAAGGCAACUUUCUUGGCUGAGGGUGAGUCUCAGGAGGUUCUCAGCUGAGAACAGUCAGCAGACAACACUUCCGGCAGCUGGGGGAGCUCAGUGGUACCCGACAGCAUCCACAACAGUGUGUCUCCAUUUUGUGCGUGGUUUUCCCUUUAUAACACACUUUUAAAGAUGAACUGAUUGACUUUUGGUCCAGAUUGCUUCAAAUAAGAGUAUCCUCACUGCUUAUACGUAAUCUCCUGAAGGUCUCAUUGUGUUUGAUCUUCUCUGCAUGUAACAGUUGUCCCAUUUAUGGUAUAACAAGAGUGUGUUCUCAUGAAUCCUGUAAACUUGAUCACAACUAAUAAACAUGUGUGAUGUGUUGGAAGCACAACUGAUGUUAGCACCUCUGUCCACUCCUAAAUACUUUCCAGUAUUUAUUUUGAGAUUCAUGGAACCAACUUCAGAUUUUCUUUUUAAAUUUCCAAAGACUCUUUUGGCAUUUGAUAGUAUCCUUUGGCAGACUCUCCAUUUUUGUACUAGAGGUCAUCCUCCUUCCAUGCCCUAUGACCUGUAGGUCUUUCUCUGCGUGUUCUUCAGUGACUCUUCCAUCUGCUGCAAAUAACUGCCAUCCUUCUUCCUGUUUAGCCUUUUGCCUUAGACUCAUGUCUCUUUAUGAUGACCCCAAGGCUCCUGACUUGAAUGAUGGCCAAUCUCCAGAAUGUCUGAAUUUCAUUUUGGGAUAUAGUCUUCCAAAUAAAUCCAGAUUUGUUUUUUGUUUCUCUCAGCUUGCUUUGCCCCAAAUUGCCAAUGCUAAAGGGGAAGUCUGAAUCCCUUUGCCAGUGUGACCAUAAAUGUAGCACAGAGAUCCUAUGAUUAUCCUAUAGUGUCUGUUUUCCUUGAGCAUCUUAGCAUGUGCUGACGUUUUAGUAAGAAUACUAUUCAGUCUCAUUUAUGCUUAGCCCUUCAUUUAGCCAAGUUUUGUUGUUUCCUUGGUUUCAAAUGUUAUCUCUUUAUGUGAACUGGGAGCUGAAGCCUUUCAUUUGACUUGUGAUCUUAUACAUUCUGGAAGCUCAUACAUGUAAUCGUGGAACAAAUAAAGCAGCUGGAGGAAAUCUUUUCUGAACAAAACCCAAGUGGGGCAUUUGGGUGCAAGCCAAGAUUUCAGCAGCCACAGAGAGAGAUGUACAAAGGCUGCCUAUAUUACAAAGCCAACAAAUCACUCCUGGCCAAAUAGAAAUGUCCUAUAGGUAAUGGCUGGAUAGAGGGUAAGGGACCUUUACACAUUUAAUUACCUGACCACAAAAUAAAGUGUUUACUGUAACCUUCCAAGGGCUCUCCACUAAGUUAAUUCCUAUACUAUAACUAAAGGUAGAGGAACACUGUAACUCAGUAGAUGAGCAACAAAUUGGAAUUAGAGUCUGCUCAGUCUAGGCCUCCCACUAAAUUGUUGUGUGGUCCUAGGCAAGAUACUGAGUGUUUAACUUCGUAGGGUUCAGUUUCUCCAUCCAAAAUUAGAAGUUGGAAUAUAAAUUUAACUUUAUAUUUAUAUAAAAGAAUCCUAAGAAUCCACUAAGCAACUAAUAACAAAUGAACUCCUGUAGAAUGAAAUCCCAUAUUCACUUCCUCUUUUCCCCUUUUUAGAGGAGAAAGUUUCAUGUCUUGCAGUGAUCAAAUAAUUAAGUAAAAUUUCACUGGACUUUUUUGACAGGAUUGGUUGUUUAUUCAUUAAUUCAAUACACACACAUACAUACAUUCUCUGGACUUACACAUACCAAAGCAAGGACUUAGAAUGGAGGUAGGUUUAAAACAAAUGUGAAGGAGUUUCCUAAGUUUUUAAUCAUUUAUUAGUUCGUGCAGGCAAUGUUAACAAUUACGCAGAGCAGCGCCUCUCAAACUUUAUGUGCAUAAGAAUCAACUGGAAGGCCUUUAAAAUGUCCUUCCUGGGCUUCCUCCUCAGAGUUUCUGAUUCGGUAGACAUUGUGGUGGGGCCUCAAAUUAACAUCUAACAAGUUCCCGUGUGAUACUGCUGGUGUGCAGACCAUACUUUGGGUCACACAGUCUAGAAACAUUUAGGAUGCCAAGGUGAGGAAGUCACAUGGUGUCUAUAAGGCAGGUAGGAUUAAUAGUAAUACUCCACAGUGUGCUAAUAUUAAUUAUACUGUAUCACAGUGUGUGUAUGCACAGGACUAUGUGUUUUGAAAUCAUUUCAGAGAAUAUAGAACGUGCAGAAGCUUAAGAGAACUGAAACCACAUGACACAUUCAGGAACAUGAAGCUUGCAUUACUGCAGCAAAGGGCAUGUGGCUGGGCGGGAGGCAGGGGGUAGUGUCAGAGGGGUGGGGAGGAGAAGAACAUGUGGCAGAGGAGAUGCCAAGAUCUAGGUAGCACUCUGAUGGUAAUGAGGGGGCUUGUGUGCCCUUAGAGACUUGAUUGCUUUCCUAACCUGAUAACAAAAGGAAUGGGACAGAGAAAAUAAAAGAUUCACUAGAGUUCUCAAGGUGGUAGAGUUAACGAUAGCAUAGAAUUUAGCUAAAUAUAAUCUAGUUAACCCAAUAAUCCUGCUGAAAUUACACUUCAGUUGAAAGUUAAUCUCUUGGGUAUCUGGUUUCUUCAUUUCUGGUAAUUUUGGUGCACCAUAUGAUGACUUAUGUGUUCUUAAGUAUUACUUGUCUUCCAUUAUUUUCUAGGUUUUCCAUCCAAGGAAUAGUCAGCCAGUAAUCCUUGUCCAAAAUUGAUUAUAAUAAUGAACAAGUUGAAUACCAAAAUCUUAACAAUAAAGGUAUCUUACAAAAAAAAAAAAAAACAGAUUUUCUUAUUACAAAAGCAAUGCAUACUUAUUACAGAAGCUACAUAUGGGCAAAGAAACCUCACACAAUCCCACUCACAUUUAUAAAACCACUGCAAAACCCCCAGACACUAACUUCUUAGAGCCUUUUCCAUGUAUAUGUGCCUACUUCCCUACCAAAAUAGUUUACACCAUGUACAUUUUGAAAACCAGCGCAGUUCAUUUACACAAUCGGCCAAGCUUUGGACAUUUGUUACUCUUCCAAUCUAAUUCCCAUUGUUUCACAUUUAGUCUGUUCCAAGUAAUUUCCCAUGGCUGAUGCCUAAACUGAAUAUUAAUGGCCAGGAGUCAGCCAGGCAAAGACGGUGGUGUGGUGGGAUAGACAUUCUAGGCCUAAGUACUGCCUGCACACAGGCCUAGAAGUGAAGCAACCAUAGCAUUUGUGAGAACAGAAGGAUAUGCAGUAAGGCUGGACCAUGGAGGGUGAUGGGUAAUAGGAGCGGAGCAUCACAAGAUUAAAACCUUACAACUAAUAGCCUACAGUUGGAUAUCCAGGGGACUAAUUGACCAAAAUUUAUUUAGGGAAAAAUUAGAGAAAAAAAGGACAAAAAGAGAAAAAAUCUACAGCCUGUCAAUGAACAUUAUUCCUUUUCAACCAAAAUGUUUUAUUUUUAUUUAUUUAUUUUUUCUUGAGACAGAGUCUCACUCUGUCACCCAGGCUGG